UAGAAGAGAAGCGGUGGCGCAAUAGUCGCGUGGAUGUGCCAGUAAGGAUUGUUUUAAAUGUUUACGAAUAAACAUUUGCGUUUGUUAAGUAAAGUUCAUCCUUACCACCACAAGGUGGAGCUGCCUCCCCGCUUCUCUCCCACCACUGUUUCCAGCCGAGGAGGAGCAAAGUUCCACAAUUAGUUUUUUCCCCCCCAGGAAAGUCAGAUGCCCUCUUCCAUCAGCUUUCUGUGUUCAAAUGGCACAUCUGUGUGCAUCACAUCGUUGGAAUGCUGCUAAACAGCUGUCAAACUGCUGAAGUUUGCAGACGAUACCUCAGUCAUCGGCCUCAUCAAAGACGGUGACGAGUCUGCGAAGCGGAGCUUCUGUGCGCCCAACAAAGCCUGGAGCUCAACACGCUCGAGACUAGAGAUGAUCGUAAACGUCACGAAACAUCCUUCGCCACAGCCGCCCCUCACCGUGGCCCGUGUCAACCGUCGGGACCUUCAAAUAAUCUGGACUACCCGGGGCUCAAAGAAGGGGGAGGACUUCAGCGUGGAGAAAGCCGCGUCUCUGUUUCACCGGCCCGACAAGUUGCAGCGGGAAGAGUCACUGGAUUGGAAGCGUUUGGCCUCAACCUGGCAAACAUGGAACUCCUUUUUCUACUAGGAAGCAGCACGCACUCAAAGCUCACAUCUCUACUCUUCUUCUGCUGCUGCUGCUUUGUGUGGAGAUCAGAAGCCGACUGUCCCAUGCCUCAGAGAGGGGAAAACACCGUGUUGAGCGACCAGGCGCUCCUGAUGAAUACAUUUCCGGAGGGUUCCAACGUCACGUUGGUGUGUUCGAAUGGCUUUGAAAAAGAGUCGGGCUCGGAUGGCAUAAGUUGCCAGGCUGGCAACUGGACUCGUAUUGAGCUCCUCUGCAAAAAGAUCAACUGCGGUGUCCCUAAAUCUCAACUGAACAUGAAAUUCAACACCAGUGCCGGCACCCUCUUCGGGGACGUUGUGAAAGUCACGUGUGAUAAAGGUUACCAGAUUAGCGGCUCCAGCUACAAGCAGUGCUACUCGUGGGGCUGGAUGGGAAAAGCCAAGUGUCACAUUAAAACGUGCAAAAAGCCCGCAGAGGUGACCAACGGCAAAAACUCGUGGGAUUCCAAAGUCCUCCCAACGUACGGCCAGGUGAUCCUGUACAACUGCGAUGAAGGCUACACGCUCACUGGGAACGACACCAUCCAAUGCAGCGAGACGGGUGAAUACGACUCUUUGCCUCCAGAAUGCAAAGGUGGUUUCCCACGUUUUGCCGACGUUUCACCGUCAACGAGUCAGUCGACCACGAGUCAGUCGACCACGGCAGCAGCAGCUCAGAGAGAUAAAAUUAUCACGGGCGGCGCAGAAGUCACCACGCGGCGAGAUGGCGGACACGCGUUGACGACGGAGGAAGCGGUGGGGACGGCGGCGAGCAAUGUGACGCCAUGGCCGACAUCUUUCUUUCCAGAAACAUAUGACGCGGCCACAGACGCCAAAAAAAAGGAUAUUGAUUAUCUCCCUGUUAUAAUCAGCGUGGUAUUCAUCUCACUCGUGGUCUGCACAGGGGCGCUCUGUCUGCAUCUGUGUCUUCUCAGGAGGAAAGGCUCGUAUGACACCAGAGAAGACGUAAAGCCCGAGUUCUUACUUUUCCAAAACGUCUAGAAGUCCGGCCUCACUAAAAGUUGGAAGCAUGCCUAUCUGCUGAAGAGCAUCUGGGAAGCCAGGAAGGACAUGCCAACACACUGGAGCAGUUCCUCUGAAGGAAAUAAAGGGGAAAAAAGGAAUUUGAUAAAUAAUAUUGCACUUCCACUGGCAAGCCAUUCUGUUGAGUCAAUGUGUCACCAGUCCAAUGAUAGUCCACUGGUCAAGCACUUUCAUUUUUAUUGUUACAUUUUCCACACAGUUGUAAAUAUUUAAUGUUAUCUAAGUAUUUUUUAUUAUAUUUUUUUUAUAUUAAUAACUGGAAUAAAUUGUGUCGAUGGUCCCAAAUGUUCACUUUUGCCAGGU
This is a messenger RNA of Phycodurus eques (leafy seadragon), 2012 nucleotides long. RefSeq names its product sushi, von Willebrand factor type A, EGF and pentraxin domain-containing protein 1. NCBI's taxonomy places the organism in Eukaryota, Metazoa, Chordata, Actinopteri, Syngnathiformes, Syngnathidae. Bases 627 to 1667 code for a protein of 346 amino acids. The record is from RefSeq and is a predicted model, not a curated record. The transcript is spliced from 16 exons.